Leptinotarsa decemlineata (Colorado potato beetle) is the source of this 2563-nucleotide messenger RNA. RefSeq lists its product as uncharacterized. The record is from RefSeq and is a predicted model, not a curated record. Gene Ontology annotation, biological process: mRNA splicing, via spliceosome. NCBI's taxonomy places the organism in Eukaryota, Metazoa, Arthropoda, Insecta, Coleoptera, Chrysomelidae. Gene Ontology annotation, cellular component: U2-type spliceosomal complex.
CGUUUGAUUGUUGUUCUAUACUCUAUUAAAAUGUACUAGCACAUUGUUUACUAUGUACCAGAUGAAUAUAUAAAUUGGAUUAUUAGGUCGCAGUUGAUAUAUUUAUAUUCAAAUCCUUAACAAUUAUAUUACAUCAUGGCCGAAAAAGAAGAAAAUAGUAAGCUAGAUUGGAUGUAUAAGGGGGCAAAAAGUUUGAUAGAUCGUGAAGAGUAUCUUCUAGGAAAAACUAUAGAUAAAUCCCUAGAACAAUUAAACAGUGAAGAAAGAGAUAAACGAUUAGGAGUUGUUCCUCCAAAGAAUCAUGUUGAACAUGAAUGUAUACCACCCUCCAUCAGGGAUUUCAAUAAAAUCAUACAAGCUGAACAGGUUGAUUUAUUUGCGAAGCUACAGGAAGAUCCAUUAGUGGCCAUCAGGAAAUUGGAGGAAGAAGCCAGAAGACAAUUUCUUCAAAAUCCAGUACAGCUGCAAAAACUUCAAGAUGCUCUUAAAUCUCAAGAGCUGGAAAAGAAGACCAAGAAACAAAAAAAAUCUAAAAAGUAUGACUGUGAUGAACAACUGAGAAAUAAGUUAAAACUGCUGAAAAAUGGUCAGUUACCUAUAAAAUUACUUAAAAAAGAAAAGAAUGAGAAGAAAAAUGAUAAUUUGGAUACCAUUUUGAUGCACAAAUUCAAUAUGCUCAAGGACAAAUUAUCCCAAAAAGAUCUUGAUGAUAUUAUGACAGGAAAGCUUAGUGAUAGUGAAGAAGAAUCCUCGAGCAAGAAAUCAAAGAAUCAUGAUGGUGCCAACAAUAAAGAAAAGAGUCUCGAUAAAGGGUAUGAAAAAGGAAAAAUCAAAUCCAAAUACUCUGAUGACAAAAAAGGAAAAACUGCUUCAAAAUAUAAGAAUGCGAGCGAUGAAAGUGAUGAACAUGAUAGAAAAAAUGUCCAAAACAAUAGUAAGCACAGGACUAGUUUGAAGUCUCAAAGGGAGAGAAUUCGUGAAAGUACAAGCAGAAGCCCUAAAAGAAAUGAAGAAAUUGAUGCAGAAAGUAAUUCUUAUCGGAAGAAAAAUAGUGUCAGUAGGGAAUCUAGGAAGAAACGUAAUCAUAGUAGUAGUAGUAGUGAAGAUAGAAGUAGAAAGAAGGGUGGUUCAAAGUAUACUCAUGAGAGAACAAGUAGUAGUAGUAGUAGUGAUGAAGAAAGUGAUAGAUCUACCAAAAGAAAUGACAGGUCUAAGAAAAAUAGAAAUCGUAGUAGCAGUAAAGGGAGAAUUAAAAGAAAGUCCAAUAAUAAAGAUGUUUCAAAACAUCCACGCAAGAGAUCAAGCAGUAGUGAUGAAGAGAGUGACCAGUUCCAAAGAAGAAAGAACAAGCCCGGUAGAGAACCCAGGAAAAAAAGGGAUAGUAGUAACAGUAGUGAAGAGAGAGAAACAAGAAGACAUAUUUCAAAAUAUGGUCUCAAGAAAAAUAACAAUAGUAGUGAUGAAGAAGAGAGCAACAAUACUAAGAGCAACUCUAUUAGAGAACGUGAAAAAAAUCAUAGCAGAGGAGAGAGAAAGAAAAAACAAUAUAUUCAUAAGAAAAAUUAUAGCAGUAGUAGCAACUCUGAUGAAGAUGAUAGUUAUAUUGAAAAAAAGAGUAAGUCUUCCAGACGUAAAAGAAAUCGAAGAAGCAGCAGCAGUGAACAAAAUGAUACUGAUGAAGGGGAUUCACGGUCCAAUAGAAGGAAAGACAAGGAGAAUGGGAGAGAAAGAAGCAAGGCCAGUAAAGAAUCCAGAAAUGUAAGAAACUCCAGUGGUAGAAGUAAAUCUGGCUAUCAUGGCGAUGACAUCAACAAGAACAAAUAUGAUGAUAGAAAGCAGAAAAAGCAACGAAAAGAAAUAUCCGAGAAUAGUGAUUCUAGUGACAAUGAUAAGAAUGCCACAGAAACAGCCAAAAAUGUUGCAAAAGAUGAUGUAGGAAGUGAUCUGGACCGUCUAAUAUUAGAAAAACUCAGGGUGCUGAGGGAUUCUCAGCCUGUAGUCAGCAGUCACGAAGAAGCUAAACUGCAGCAGAAUAACUCACAUUCAGACAGUGAGGAUGAAGACUAUACUCCCAAAAAGAAGAUAUUUGGUUUGGUCAGGCCAGAUGGCACAAAAAUACCCCUCAACAGGACGUCUUAUGAGGUAAAGACUGAACCUGUCAAGGAAGUACAAGUGAUCAAGAAACCCGAAGUGAAGAAACCCAAAAGACUGACGGAAGAAGAAAAAGAGGAACUUCGGAAGCAAAUGAUGGCUGAUGCCUCCAAAAGAGAAGUGGAACGUAGUGCAAAUCUGAAAAGGUACAGGCAAGAGGAAGAAAGAGAACAACGGUUGUCAGAUUUUGAUAAGAAUUUUGUACACAAGGAGUUAUUGAAGUCUACCAAGAAUGCUACAAUGGAAAGUAGGUUGAAGUCGAAUUUGAACAAUAUACAAAGGUCUUCACAGCACAUGAAUUCCAAUUUUUCAAGGAGGUAAAAUACCAAUUGUUACCUAGUGGCAAUCUUCGCUGAGUUGAUAAUUUUGUACAAAUUGUAUAUUUUGUAAAUAAAUUGUAAUGACCCAAAAA